CGCGAGGCGGCGUAUGGCGUAUGGCGGUGCGGGGUUGCGCCGCGGCCCGCGCCCGUCGCCCGUCAGUCGUCGGGUGAGCGGGGUGCGACGUAAACGCGGACUCGGACUAUGGCGGAAGGGCUGUUCCUCGCUCCCAUAAAAGGGUCGAGUUGAUUGUUGUGCAGUACGUGUGGUACGUUAUAAUGUUUGUGCAGUGAUAUAAUUAUUCUCAAACCGUCGUUAUCACCACGUAUCGGCCGAAUUAAUGCGGAUAACGUAGGUUCCCCUGCGCCUGUCAAACAAAAUGCACUAACACUACGAAACAUGCAAUUUUAAAAAUGGCUUCUAAGUAAACAUUAUCCAUUGUUAAAGUUUUGUUAUAUUGUUCAUGGAACAAGAGAGAAUACUUAUGUAUACAUCAUUGAUAUUGUUAAACCAUUAGAUUUUAAGCCUGAACUGGUGGAAAUCAUAUCUUGGAAAGGAUAGUAAAAAACAAAGAUGGCUACACAAAGAUUCUGCUUGCGAUGGAACAACCACCAGUCGAACAUGCUGUCGGUGUUCGACCAGUUGCUGCACGCGGAGACCUUCACCGACGUCACGCUGGCGGUCGACGGCCAGCUGCUCAAAGCACACAAGAUGGUCCUCUCCGCCUGCAGCCCAUACUUCCAAGCUCUCUUCGUAAACCAUCAAGAGAAACAUCCCAUCGUCAUAUUGAAGGACGUUCCUUACUCGGAUAUGAAGAGUUUAUUAGAUUUUAUGUACCGCGGAGAGGUUAGCGUCGAUCAGGAACGUCUGACGGCCUUUCUGAAGGUGGCCGAAAGCCUGAGGAUAAAGGGCCUGACCGAGGUGAACGAAGAGAAGUGCGACAUUCCCGCGCUCACCAACUCGCUGAUCCAGCAGCAGAGCGGCGGCAACGCGCACACGCCGCCACCGCAGCUACACAGAAUACAUCCGUACAUGCAUCAGAAGCGGCCGGCGGCCGGCAUGCCCACUGGCGGCGCGCCCCCCAACCUCUUAAUGCCUUUAUUGGGCAACGCCCUAAUGCAACCGAAAAGGAAACGAGGUCGGCCGAGAAAGCUGAGCGGUAGUUCUAGCGAUGCGCUGAACACGGCGGCCAGCCCGCCCGGUGAGUUCGUGCCGGAGUCGGCGUCGCACGCGCCCGCGCACCGGGACCGCGCCGGUGACCAGUUGAUCAGAGGCUCACCGGAGAUGCUCGAGGUCAAGAUGUCUAUGGAAGGGUUCGGCGCCGAGGAGGGCGCCACGUCGUGCGGUGAGGAGGCGGGCGAGGCACUUAUGAUCGACGAGGGCGACGACGCCCACUCCAACGAGGCCCCCACCUCCGGCAAGGACUCCGAAUCUGCAGAUAUUGAGAAAACAAAAGAGGAGUCGUUAAACCACAAUCCGACGAACGGACCGACCCUUAAAGUAGAAAAUGGAUCCAUAAAGCAAGAGCCAGUCUCAGAGUCCGCCGACGAAUAUAACGAGCCCAUCGAAUACAAAUACAAUCCGGAAAGAAGCCGCGAAAACUCAAACUCGCAGGAAGGUCCCAUAAAAGACAUUGAAGACAAAACCAGACAAGGUCGUAAUCUAAAGCCAAAGAAUAGUAAAAAACUGCUACCCCAAAUGUCCAAAUUUAGAGCUCGAAACUUAUUCAGUCAGCUCUCCGGUCUCUCCAAUUUAAAUCCGGCACUUAAUAGUUUCGAUAAAUUUCCUCCCGAAACGGUAUUGAUGCCAGCAUUGGCGACACAGUUGUUCGCGGCUGAACUUGAACAGGGCAACCUGAACUUGCCAGCUAACGAAAUAUCCGAUUUGUCGCAAACCAAUUGGGAACAUCGCAUUUUCCCUUCCCCCAUUAGGAAAAAUAACAUAGGUAACGUGGGCAGCUAUCACGAGGAGACUAAUGAAUCCGUAAGGGACUAUUGCAUUAAAGAAGGUGAAAAUGUUUUCCGUUGCAAAAUUUGCGCGAGGGUGUACACCCACAUCAGUAACUUCUGCCGGCACUACGUCACUUCCCACAAGAAGGACGUCAAAGUGUUUCCUUGCCCUAUUUGCUUCAAAGAGUUCACUCGCAAGGACAAUAUGAUCGCGCACCUGAAAAUAAUACACAAAAAUCAACCGAACGCCCACGAACAAAUGGCGAAACAGGAGUCUUAAUUCCAAACAAACUUAUAAUCGGCUACUUAAAUUCUUUUGGAAGUAAAACAGAUCUGAUUUACGAAGUAGGAUUGUUUUUAAGUAAUAGAAUUCGAUUUAAGUAUAGCAGCUAUAGUAGAUUGCAAUUGAUUAGGCGUUCGAGCUCUAAAUUUCACGAAUGUAUCAAUAAGUUUUGUUGAUAUUUUAUGGAUAUAUCGUUUGUUGUUAUAUUUAUGUAUUUAUAUUUAUUUACGUUUGUUCCAUUUGUUUCUUUGAGUGCUUGACCUUGGGCGAUGUUUACGACGAAUUCUAUAUGAUUUACUUGUUAUUUUGCACUCACUUGUUACUUAAUUUUAUUACUUACAAAAAUUUCAGGGUACAAAUAUACUUACUCAUGGUGAUUUUAAAGAGCGUAGUCUGUUCGGAUUACAUGCAAUUCUCAUUGAACUGAAUUAGUUAGUAUAGGAUUAGGUGUUACUUUACGAGUAUACCAAUGGCGCGGCCUUUUUGUAAAACUUAACUUAAUAUUAUAAUAAUACGUACUAAUUAUUUUUUUUAGCACGUUGCAGAUAUCCUAAUGAAGAGGCUAAACAAUUUACAAAAAGGUUGUUGUUGGUACAGUAUGCCAGCGCCAUUACGUAGUGGCGUGGAAUGCAUUUUCAUUUAACUUGCCUUAUUCGUGAUCUUAGAUGUUAAUAUAAUAACUUCUCCGAAGUAAAACUCAACA
Papilio machaon (common yellow swallowtail) is the source of this 2839-nucleotide messenger RNA. Its product is annotated as protein tramtrack, alpha isoform. Gene Ontology annotation, cellular component: nucleus. NCBI's taxonomy places the organism in Eukaryota, Metazoa, Arthropoda, Insecta, Lepidoptera, Papilionidae. The record is from RefSeq and is a predicted model, not a curated record. Gene Ontology annotation, biological process: regulation of transcription by RNA polymerase II. Gene Ontology annotation, molecular function: protein binding. The coding region runs from base 478 to 2133 and encodes 551 amino acids. The transcript has 3 exons.